Molecule: messenger RNA, 1912 nt
Organism: Tupaia belangeri chinensis (Chinese tree shrew)
Lineage: Eukaryota; Metazoa; Chordata; Mammalia; Scandentia; Tupaiidae
Gene: BTNL10
Product: Butyrophilin-like protein 10
Exons: 7
Coding region: 168-1724 (518 amino acids)
Biological process (GO): regulation of cytokine production; T cell receptor signaling pathway
Cellular component (GO): external side of plasma membrane
Molecular function (GO): signaling receptor binding
Source: RefSeq, a predicted model, not a curated record
CAGAAACUGUGGAACUUGGCUGCUUAUGCUAGACUCCUCAGUCAUACCAUCACCUGGAGACACUGUAGUUCACUUGCAUGAUACUUUGUCUGAAGCCGGCAGGAACCUAACCUGAAUUCGUCAGUGUGACCAGGACUUCCCUGAGAAGCCUGUAGCUGGACUCAGGAAUGGCAGGGACGGCAAACACACAUUGUCGAGAUGCCUUUUUACCAAUCUGCAUCAUCGCCCUCAUCUUCCUGCAGUUCCUGCCUGCUGGCAUCUGUAGAAAUGGGAAAGCUGAAUUUGAUGUCUUUGGACCUGGUGACCCUGUUCUGGCCACAGUGGGGGAAGACACAGAGCUAUGGUGCCACCUGUUCCCCAACAUCAGUGCUGAGGACAUGGAGCUGAGAUGGUACAGGGACCAGCCCUCCCCAGCUGUACACAUGUACGAGAAAGGGAAGGAUGUGUAUGGAGAGCAAAUGGCAGAGUAUCAAGGAAGGACGACUUUUGUGAGUGACCGUGUGACCAUGGGUGAAGCUGCAGUGAGAAUACAUAAUGUUACUGCGUUUGAUAAUGGGACUUAUCAUUGCCAGUUCAAAGAUGGCACACACUCCAACAGUGCCAUCAUGUGGCUGAGGGUGGCAGGGCUGGGCUCAGAGCCUACAAUACAAGUCACUGAUGAAAAGGACAAAGGUACCCAGGCUGAAUGUACUUCAAUGGGCUGGUAUCCAGAGCCUGAGGUGGAGUGGAAAGAUUUCAGGGGACAGACAAUACCUUCUGUAACUAAUUUCUCAGCCUCAAACAGCACCGGCCUCUUUGCUGUGGCAUCCAGAGUGACCAUCCAGGACAGGGCUGUGGAAGGUCUCUUCUGUUUCAUCUCAAACCCCCUCCUCUCUGAGUGGAAGGUGGCUAGGAAGCACCUACAUACUCCCUUUUCAAGAAGAUUUGCAUUUAUCGUGUGGAAAGUAGCUCUACCUCUGGUCCUCAGUGUGUUGGGACUCCUAAUAGUUGGCAUCAUCUGCUUUUUCUGGAAACGUCAAAGGGAAAAGAGUAAGAAACAACUGGAAAUGAGAGAGCAAAGAGAACAGGAACACAGGCAGCAAGCCAGCAGGGAAAACGGCAAGCUGUUUUAUGGUUGGAGAGAGAGUGACGUGAUGUAUGUGAGCCCAUGCCUGGACCCAGAAACCAUGAGUCCCAAGCUCACCUUAUCUGAGGAUCAGAACAGUGUGAGCCGGCUACACUUUGAACAAGACUGCUCCCUUAACCCCAGGAGAUUUGACCAGGAUCCUUGCAUACUGGGCAAAGAGCAGUUCUCUGCAGGAAGAUAUUUCUGGGAAGUUGAGGUGGGGAACAGGAAAGCUUGGAUUUUGGGUGUGUGUCUGGAAACUUUAAGUCGGAAGGGAAGGAUCCCCAAGUCUCCACAGCAUGGCCUUUGGGCGGUAGAGUUUUACAAGAAGAGAUUCCAGGCUCUCUCCUAUCCAAGGAUACGGCUCCAUCCUUCUGAGCCCCUCCAUAGAGUGGGUAUUUUUCUGGACUGUGAUGCUGGAAAUAUUUCCUUCUACAACAUGACUGAUGGGUCCCUGUUCUACACAUUCUCUGGACUCUCUUUCUCAGGUCCCCUGAAGCCAUUCCUCUGUCUCUGGACCCAUGAUCCCACACCCCUGACUAUCUGUUCAGUAGCCAGAAUGACUCAGGAAGAUACUGGCCCAUCAGAGGCCUCUGACUUUACCCAGGACUCUCAUUAGGGAGAGAGCAGCAUCAUUCCCAACAACCAGGGACCUCUUCAAACAAGGUCCCAUUCUCUUCAUAUCAGUCCAGCCCAGCCUUCUGAGAGAACCUCUAAUUCUCUAACCCAAAUUGAAUUGUAUAUAAAAGAAAUGUGGUGUUAUCUGUUGAAAAUAUUUUAUAGUUUUUUCAACUGGACUAGGGAGAA